Coregonus clupeaformis (lake whitefish) is the source of this 1444-nucleotide messenger RNA. Its product is annotated as intelectin-like. Bases 27 to 1010 code for a protein of 327 amino acids. NCBI's taxonomy places the organism in Eukaryota, Metazoa, Chordata, Actinopteri, Salmoniformes, Salmonidae. The transcript has a single exon. The record is from RefSeq and is a predicted model, not a curated record. Gene Ontology annotation, molecular function: oligosaccharide binding.
CUCACUGAAACCUUACUACAACAGACAUGAUGUACCAGGCUUUUCUGCUGACGAUCCCUCUACUUAUGGCGUUUCAGACGUCAAACACUUCACCGCUUGAUUCUGUAAAGAAGAUUGGACCGAUAAGUGCUCCAAAAGUUGCCAAAGUUGAUGAGAUAAGAAAUAGGGCUCAGUUCAUUGCUAGAAGCUGCAAGGAAGUUAAAGACGUAUAUGGUCAAUCUGAGAAUGGUCUGUACUACUUGACCACAGCUACUGGGGUGGUGUACCAGACCUUCUGCGACAUGACCACAGCGGGCGGCGGCUGGACUCUGGUGGCAAGCGUGCACGAGGACAACAUCUACGGGAAGUGCACGGUGGGCGAUCGUUGGACCAGCCAGCAGGGCAACAACGCCAACUGGCCACAAGGGGAAGGCAACUGGGCCAACAGGAAGACCUUCGGAACAGUGGAGGGAGCCACGGAUGACGACUUCAAGAAUCCUGGCUACUACGACAUCGUAGCAGAAGACAUGUCAGUCUGGCACGUUCCCAACAACACUCCGGUCAACCACUGGAAACUGGCUGCCAUCAUGCGCUACCACACUGACAGGCGCUUCCUCCAUCUGUACGGGGGAAACCUGUACAACCUCUUCCACCGCUACCCAGUCGAGUACAACGUUGGGGCACACCUGUCCGACAAUGGACCCUCCAUUCCCAUAGUGUAUGACCUCGGGGACAAAGAGUCCACCAAAAGGUUCUAUGGCCCUUACACUGAAGGGGAGACUGAGGGAGGCUUCAUCAGUUUCAGAGCAAUAAACUAUGAACGGGCGGCCACAGCCAUCUGCUCUGGGGUCAAACCCAAAGGCGGUAAUGCUGAAACCUACUGCAUUGGUGGCUGUGGGUUUUUCCCUGAGGGUAACCCUCUUCAGUGUGGGGAUUUCACCGCCUUUGCCUGGAAUGGCUAUGGGACCCAUGUAGGUUGGAGUGCAUCAAAACAGAUGAUUGAGUCAGCUGUGUUACUCUUUUACCGCUAAUGCUCUGUGCAUUUACUUUUCUUUGAUUGAUUGAUAGAUUUUGGGGUAAAACAAUUUCCAUUACUAUAAAGAAAUAGCAUAAAGCAAUAACCAUUCCAUACAUCAUAAAAGUAUUUGCGUCUUAUACAAUCAUUAAAUGCCGAUAGUGGCGAAUAUAUUAUUAUGUCAUGUGAGGCUCUUAAUAACUGAAUCACUGUAAGGUUACUGUAAACCACUUUGUGACACCUGUUGUGUUGGGGUGAUGGGGGUUGGAAAUUCAGUGUAUGGAUUGUGUGUGUUUGUUUGAACUUUCUUCCUGCAGUAACGUAACAAUAAAGUAGUCUAUAGGUCUGAGAGCAUGAAAUGAGCCUACUGUACUUUUUCAUUAUAAUAUUUAUUUAUUCUUUUUUUGGUGGGUGUGGGUGGGGAGGUUAAGAUGAACUUACUCCUCCAAA